Molecule: messenger RNA, 3584 nt
Organism: Anguilla rostrata (American eel)
Lineage: Eukaryota; Metazoa; Chordata; Actinopteri; Anguilliformes; Anguillidae
Product: cilia- and flagella- associated protein 210-like
Exons: 1
Coding region: 1393-2748 (451 amino acids)
Source: RefSeq, a predicted model, not a curated record
CAUAGUUUCUCUAGUCAUACACAUACACACACACACACACGCAGUUUCUCUUCCCUUCCAACAGUCACUUGUCAUUUCUGUUUUCUGCUCUGGUUGCCAUGGCUAAGACUGUACCAGUCUCUCUGACACACAGUAACCCCUCUCCCCCCGGGGUGAGUCAGCCAGCAUUACCACGGUAACGCUACUGUCACUAGCCCCUCAGUAAGUUAUGAGCUAUUUAAUCACAAGGAAAAUUAUUACCAGUUGCAAAUUGAACCAAAUUCUAAUCCAAAUUAUUACAUUUUUGUCCACCAAUGAACUGAAAUGAACAUUAACGAAUUACAAAGAUUUUUUAAAAACAGAUUUUUUUGUUAAUAACCGUUGGCAUUUCAACAAUAAUGCACAGGCUUACAUAUUUGUAACGAAUACUGGCUUUACAGUAGUGCUCAGUAAUUGGGGAGGAUGCACUGCGGAUCGCUUGCGCUAUUGAGCACCAAUCAGGAACAGGAACGGUUUGCUUCUAUUUUUAUGAAAUUUCGUCAUUAAAAGUAUGUCGACGUUAGGCAAAAAUCCAUGUGGACUCGUCCUGGAAGAUGAUGAAUAAAUUCGAUAGUUUAUUUUAUGAGAUACUCGACCGUGUCACGAUCCUCGUGCUAUCUUUCAGUACGUGCUGUCGAACACUUCCAGGUGUUAGUGCCCAGUCCACCGAAGGACGUUAAAGAAUCUCUGGUUAAUGUGUAACACAGAACGUUCUAAUGUAUACGUUGUAAACGCUGGUUGAAUGCGCAGACUUGAUUCAGAAUAUUAAAUACAUAAAAAGAUGUUCCAUAAAGGCUAUAGAUACAGCUUAGCUGUACACUUAAAAAUGAUUUAAUCUACGGUAUCUCGUUACCUCUACAUAAUGCAAUUCGUGCCUUAGAAAUAAAUAACAGGUUCUAGAAAUAGUAUCAGUGUUGCUCAAACAACAUCCUUAAUGUGAUUUACUGAAUUUAUUAUUUUGAUAACGACAGUAUUAACAUUCAAGUAUCGUCUUGCCGUAACUUGCUCAGCUCGUUGAAUUCAAUAUAUUAUUCGGCAACAGGUUAGACAAUGUUUAGUAACAAAUAUAGAAAAUAAUCUCCAAUAUAUAUCAGAAAAAUAUAUGAAUGCCGUUGAUGAAUAUAGUGUAGAAUACAAUUCCCUCCUGGGGAACUGAUGCCGUUAAACAGAAAAUUCAUCCACAGCUCACUAUUUAGCCAAGUGCAGUUCGCUUGAUUUCCUGACGUCACUGUAGAACACUCAAAGCGGUGCAACUGUUGUCAACAAAUUCUAUUGGCCGAUGCAUGCGUGACGCAACAGUAGGUAUUCCACGCAUUUUCUUAUAAAUCUCUACCGGCAAGAUACCAAGGGUAUGAGGCCUGAACCAGGUCCAAGAUGGAAGCGACUUCUCCUUUGCUUUCCUUAAACGGGAGAAAUGGCCCCAAAGAGCUCGGAGAAUACAGGAAGCUGGCAAUCGAAAAUGCCACCCGGCAGCAGUUCUACCAGAGCGACCGGGUGAAGCAGUUCCACAGGGAGCUCCUGCUGAUGGAGACCCUGAACGACCGGAGGCUGCAGAUGGAGCGGAACCGGAGGAUCGACGACAACACCAACGAGGAGACGCGCAGGUUCAUGGCGGAGAUCAGGCGGGGGGAGAUGGAGGCGCUGGAGCAGGACCGGCAGCGGGCCCGGCAGCGCGAGGCGAACAAGCGGGCGUACGCGGAGGACCUGCGGCGGCAGAUGCGGGAGAUGGCGAAGGGCCGGCAGCAGUCGUCGCUGGCCAAGCAGCGGGAGAGGCGGGAGCGCGAGGCGCUGCGCGAGCAGCACGAGCAGGAGCAGCGCCAGCUGCGGCAGCGGCAGCGGGCGGAGCAGCUGCGCGUGCGCGGCACCUACGCGGCGCAGGUGGCGACGAGCCGCGGCGAGCGUGACAAGCAGAACCGGCGGGAGGCGCUGGCCGAGGAAUGGCGGCAGCGGUGCGUGCGCGAGAAGGACGAGUGGGACCGGGCCAACGAGGAGAAGAUGGCCGCCAGGCUGCGGCGGCGGCAGCGGCGGAGCCAGGCGGCGUCGGACAUGCUGGCGGCGCAGGAGGGCGACCGCGCCCGCCAGUACGAGGAGGCCGAGGCCCGCGCCACCGCCAAGGCGCUGGCCAGCCGGGAGGCGCGGGCCAGCCAGGAGCGCGGCCGCAAGCAGCGCACGGGCCUGGACAUGGCGGCCGCCAUCGGCGCCCAGCGGGAGUACAAGCGGCGGGAGCGGCAGCUGCGGGAGGACGAGGAGAAGCGGAGCGGCCUGGACGAGCUGGGCUUCCACCGGGCGGCGGACCGGGCCCACUGGGCGGGGGAGCGGCGGGCGGCGCGGGCGCAGCGAGACGCCCGCGCGGACAUGGACGCCGCGCUCCGCCAGCAGAUGGCGCAGAAGCGCCAGCAGGAGGCGCUGCGGCGGCGGGCGGAGAUGGACCUGGACGCGCGCAACCAGGAGCUGCUGGCGCACGAGGACGCGCAGUUCCGCCGCUACGCCGACGGCAUCAUCCGCGUGGCGGAGGCCAGCAAGCGCAACACCGCGCCCGUCCGCAGGGCCGCCAACGCGGGCGCCGGGCAAGGCGUGGGGCCCAUCUACGGCGGCCUGCGGGCCAAGUACCUGGUGCCCGGCUCCAGCUACAUACCGGACUACGUCAACAGCACGGCGAAGGACAUCAGCAGGCUGUACGGCGCCGCCACGGACGAGUCGAGCCACGGGAAACUCGACUUCAUAUGGUGAAGACUGGAGACACAUUUUUGGACCAGGGCUAAAGGGGCUAUGUAGUUGCAGGAAGCUGAUUGGCUCUCUUGAGCUCAACGGAAAGGAGAUUUGCGUCUGGAAUUUUAAGGCAGGGAAAUGGCUCUCUAGAGCUUAACGUAUGCAGGCUGAAGUGCUGAUAAAUGCUCUUUUCCAUAUGAUUGAAAAAUAAAGAAAUGAUAUAUAUAAAUAAUAGGGGCCAGGAGUGGCCAGCAUUCCUCCUCCAGUACUUUGGAAAAAGUUCCAAAACUUUUCUUUUUUGACAUUUUUGACAUUUCUGCAAAAUUAUUAGUUUUCAUGACGGAAAACACGUGCAAACUGUUAUACUGAGACGAUGAUGACAAUACCAUUCUACAGAAAGAGAGGUUCUCUGGAGGGCCAUAGGGUCUGGUUUUCAUUGUGAUGCAGCUCGGGAGUAUAUUAUAUCAGUGAAAGCAGGUUAUCAGUCGCUGAUUUGUGAGGUGGAAACAAAAAACCAGCAAACACCGCAGAUCUCCAGGAGUAGGGUUGAGAACCCCCUGGGUUAAGGUCUGAAAUUCGGGUCAAAAUGUCUCCCAGGUCACGUGGUCGGGAGAAACUUAUAGCCCUAAAAAGGUGACCAAGAACACAAUACUGACCAGGUUAGGACAUCUGGGUACAUGUCCAAAGUGUAUAACAUUAACAACCAAAGCCUGCAAUAGCAUUGCUCAGAGAGAAGGCCCAGACACUUCCUGAUCAUGGUGUUGGUGGCUCAUGCCAAUGUUGCUGCCAGGGAUUCUGGGCCCCUUUAAAAUAUAUUGGUGAUAUUUACAAUGUUCUGGCUUUUUUCCAUUUUGGGG